CAGCCGACUUGUGGGCAUUACGAAUGCGAAGACGCCACAUAUCGCCGGAACCCGGACGCUGGCGGUCACGCGUCGAGUGGUUCCAGACUGGCGGACUUGACAUCUUUGAUGAGGACCAGCAAGUUUGCGUAUGAGCGAGCGCCUCGUUGUCUCGCACCGAGAGGCCGGCAACACUGACGAGGACGGUUGUAGGUACCAAGAAGUUGCCCACUUUCUCUACAGCUCUACCACCUUCUCCUUCGCCAGCUUUGCCGAACUUGGCGCCUUCUUGGAUUGGAUCAACCCAGAAAACAUCGCGUCCAUCCGGUCCAUCAACCUGAUCGCACACAUGGUCCCCGACAGCGCCGAGUACUGCACGCAGCUGAUGAGGGGGAACUACUUCCGCGGCGACGGCUGGGACCACGUUGCGCUCCUGAAGCGCAUGCCGGGCCUCACAACGCUCGAGAUCGACUUUUUCCCGAGCGCGAUGCUGUCAUUUACCACACGAUUCAACGAGAUCAUGAAGCCACUCGAAGAACUGUCCGCGGAGACCGACAUCCGAGUGAGGCUGCCAAGGAUCUUCUACAACAAGGACAAGCGCGGACAGGGGCUGCCGAUCCUGCAGCAUGUCGAGGACAGGCCGGCGUUCUAUACGCUGCGACGCCCAGAGGCCGUGGGCGGAAAUCAGCUGGGGCGUUGCAAGGCAUACUGCGUGUUGUUUUAGAGAUAGGGUUCCUGAGUGGAACAGGUUGAUUCGGUCAGCUUGUUGUGCGUGUUUAGAUCUUCCAGCCUGUAAUGAUCCAGGAAUCUCUAGGUGGAACAGGCGGAAACGAUACGUCAGUCGAUGGUCCAAUGCCGACCACCCACACCCAGGGGGGAGGAAGAACAGCACUAUGGCAGGAUUUCCUCACAUCUAACCACUCCAGCGUUUAUGGCUCGUAUCGCGGGG
Molecule: messenger RNA, 928 nt
Organism: Thermothielavioides terrestris NRRL 8126
Lineage: Eukaryota; Fungi; Ascomycota; Sordariomycetes; Sordariales; Chaetomiaceae
Exons: 1
Coding region: 131-703 (190 amino acids)
Source: RefSeq, a predicted model, not a curated record